AUGUCCGCCCAUCUGGCAAGGGCAUCGUUUCUCUCGACCAGAAUCUCCACACGUCAGGCUUCUUCUCAUGCACAGUUUGUUUUUCUUCCGUAUCGAGAUUCUUCAGUUUUUUUUCAAAUUUAUGACUUUCAAGCGACCAACAUGCCGUUUGGAGAACUAUCAACAAGCUUGGAAGCGAAGGAAAAUGGGACAACAUCAACAACAAGCCGAAGCUUUUUUUGUUUGGACAAGCAAAAAAAGACACAUACGCCGCAUACGGCGCUAUCGUGAGUUAUAAAAUUUAGGCUAAUAAAUUAUCAUAUUCUUCAUUCGUUGCAAUUUUUUUUUUAAAUUUUUGCAACACUUUCUUUAAAAAAAUAGCGUGAAUGAGAAUUAGUUUUUUCAAUAUUAUAGAGGUUUCGGUUUCAAACUUAUAUUCGAACAUCAAAAAAAUUUUACGUUUACGAAUUCCUCAUAAAAAAAUUUGAUCAUUUUUUUAAAAAAAUUUCAAGGCGAAAUGGAGGUUCCUUCACUUAUCGAGACAUUAAUAUUCUUGUUACCCCGAUAGAUUAUGAAAAAAAAAUAAGCAAGAAGGAGUAAUUUCUUUAAAAUUUUCUUGGAUUCAUACGGAAGGCCCAACGUUGACCGGCAGCCAUAAAGUUUUGAUGAACUUGUUUUGAACGGGUUUUUAAAAUGACUUUUAUCAUUCAAGUUUCGGAGAUAGCUAAUUGAAAAUUUUAAUAAGUUUUUUUAAUAAUUGGUUUUGAAUGUAAGUGAUAGAAAAGAAGUGAAAUAGUUUUUUUUAAGAAUCGAAGCACGGACUUUUUCCAAUCCACUCCUUAUGGUCCUUACAUGAAAGUCAUUUGGAGGUUGGCGCUCUUGCUUGGAACAGUUCAGGUACCGUUUUUUUUCAUUUGAACUUCACGUGGCACUAUUUUAAAAUUUUCACCUUUUCUUCCCAAUUUUUUUUUUGCUGCUUCUUGGGAGUUUCUUUUUCUGUCUUGUAUCUUGCUGAUUACUGAUCAGAAUAUUCAUAAGUUGAAAUAUGAUUUUUAGAAGGCUUCGUUUUAUUGAUUGAGAGGAGACUGUGCUUGAACCGCUAAAUAGAAGUCCAAAAAUACAGUAAAGUUUUUUAGCGUUGGAGUUUUUAUUAAAUUUGGCUAAAGCGUACUUCCAGGACCUCCUGAUUGAGAAAGAAAGAAGAAAUUUUUGUUUUCCGUUUUAUAAACGAGUUAUGGUAAUCAAAAAGUCGGAAACUCUGAACAAAAAUCUACGAAAAAAACAUCUCAGCUUGACUUUAAGCCAAAAGAUGAGAAAUUUUCUUAUUGUUCGGUCUUGAAGCACACCUGACCCAAUGCUGUUUAACCUUUGUACACAUUCAUUUAGUCUUCAGAGAUGACUCUCUGCUGAAUCAUAAAAUAAUUGAAGAGUUAUUUGUCGGUUUGCGAAACUUUUUUUUUUCAAGUUCGGUCCGUAAAUCAUCUCGUUGCUUCUCCCAGUAGUAGUAAACGAGUUUUGAGCGUUCCGGAGGUCAACUUCUUCUCCAUGUAGGAACAGUUCGACGGCCAGCUUGACCAGGAUUGGCGGGCGUCGGAUUGAAUCUAAGGGGAGAGCAAAAAAAGAGACCAACCACUCGGGAGGUAGAAAUCAGUUUUGAAAAAAAGUUCAACCGGUGCUUAAAGACUUUUUUUAAAUCUUCUAUGAAUUAAUAAAUGCAGAAGCGUCGUUAAACUCAGUUCUCACAAACAAAAGUAAAUUUAAAUAAAGUUAAUUGUUAACGAUCAAUUAAAAGAAAAGAGAGCUAGGAAUCUUUUGUAAAAAUGGCACGCUCUCGAGAUUGAAACAUGAAACUAAAAAAUGAACAUAAAAGUUAAUAUUUACCGAGAAAAAAAUCCACUACAAUUUUUUUCCUUCUUGUAACAGUGGCUAUUUUGUGUGGAGAAGGAAAAUUGAUUUUUUUAAUUUUUUUUCUCAAUUUUUAGGCUGGCGUCAUUCUUUACGAGUGGCUUGUUCCGGAGCAGAAACGCCUACAGUACAAACAUCGCCACCAUGGACAUCAUGGAGAACACCAUUGA
This is a messenger RNA of Caenorhabditis auriculariae, 2054 nucleotides long. NCBI's taxonomy places the organism in Eukaryota, Metazoa, Nematoda, Chromadorea, Rhabditida, Rhabditidae. The record is from the annotation of a GenBank genome assembly.